AUGACAAGCGAUAGGAACAGUGUCUUAAGUUGGAUUGAAGAUCCUGCUAGAGAAAAAACUAUUGUUGAUUUGGUUGCUUUUGUAACCAAAAGCUUGUCAAUUGAUCUCAACACAGAAAGGGAAAUGAUAGAAAAAGCUUCACCUGGUUCAAGUAAAUGUAUUGAGCCACUGGUAGAUUUUAGUGUUGUUAUUAAUCCCAGUUUUCAAAGGAUUACAUUUGAUUCUGUUUUUAAAAGCCAAGUCAAGGUUUUGACUCAUCAAGAAUUGACCAAAUACACAAGUCUAAAGCAUCACCCAGUCAAUUGA
This is a messenger RNA of Saccharomycopsis crataegensis, 306 nucleotides long. RefSeq lists its product as uncharacterized. The record is from RefSeq and is a predicted model, not a curated record. The transcript has a single exon. Lineage: Eukaryota; Fungi; Ascomycota; Saccharomycetes; Ascoideales; Saccharomycopsidaceae. Bases 1 to 306 code for a protein of 101 amino acids.